AUGUCUGAACAUUCUACGCAACCUACCGAGCACAAGGAGUCUUUCUUCGAGAAGAUUUUUGAUCACCACCACAAGCAUGAAGAUGAGGAGCAUGAUAAGGACAAUGAUAAGGACCAGCCUCAUCACGGGGGAGGAUUAGGUUCCGACAUGAAGAAAGACGAGGAGGGCUUUAGGGAUUACAUCAAAGAGGAUGAGGAGGAAAGCAAGGGAGGCCAGGAGUAUGGAGGAUUGAUGUAA
Molecule: messenger RNA, 237 nt
Organism: Penicillium odoratum
Lineage: Eukaryota; Fungi; Ascomycota; Eurotiomycetes; Eurotiales; Aspergillaceae
Exons: 2
Coding region: 1-237 (78 amino acids)
Source: RefSeq, a predicted model, not a curated record